Nezara viridula (southern green stink bug) is the source of this 451-nucleotide messenger RNA. The record is from the annotation of a GenBank genome assembly. Lineage: Eukaryota; Metazoa; Arthropoda; Insecta; Hemiptera; Pentatomidae.
CAUUUUUAGGUAUCCUAUUUAUCAAAAAGGAAAUCCACAAUUGAGGGUUUUUUUGCCCAAUUUUUGGAUGAAGAUGGUGCGACCCCAGUACAAGCAGCCUCCUAACAUUGUACAGUUUAUAACAUCAAUUCAGAUGACAGAUCAUGAUAUUAAAAAUUAUUUAGAAAAAAUAUAUAAAAUACCAGUUGCUCAUAUUCGCUCUGAAAUUGUUGAAGGAGAACUGAAAAGGGUACAGAGGAAAGGAUAUGUGGUUAAAGGUGAUGAUUUUAGAAGAGCUUUUGUAACUUUAGCGGGAGAUGAAAAAUUUGAAUUUCCUGAUGUGACAUCUAAAAAGAGUGAACAGGAAGAGAGUGAUUAUAAAAAACUGCAAACUCAAAGUGAAGAAAGUUAUAAAAAAUACAAAGAUAGAAAUAAAAAUCAUUCUAAUCUUCCAGGAUGGUUUUCAGUGUGA